Striga hermonthica is the source of this 1155-nucleotide messenger RNA. The record is from the annotation of a GenBank genome assembly. NCBI's taxonomy places the organism in Eukaryota, Viridiplantae, Streptophyta, Magnoliopsida, Lamiales, Orobanchaceae.
AUGGGAGGGACAAUAAUUGUUAGCCUGGGCGACUCGGGCACUGGUGCUAGUGCAGUUGCAUCAAACCCUGCUCUUGGGGAUCUUAUGGCACUUUUAUCUUCAAUGUUUUAUGCUGCGUACAUUACCCUAAUUCGGCAGAAGUUGCCGGAUGAAGACAAUGAAGCACAGGGCCAUGCUAGUAUGGCCCAGUUUCUCGGGUUCUUGGGCCUGUUCAACCUUGUGUUGUUUUUCCCUGUUGCUCUCGUACUUGACCUCUUUGAGCUCGAGCGUUUUAGUUCUCUUAGCAGGAAGCAGUUUGGUCUGAUUGUUGGUAAAGGUCUACUGGACAAUGUACUGAGCGAUUAUUUGUGGGCCAAGGCCGUUUUACUGACGUCAACCACUGUGGCCACAGCUGGUCUCUCAAUUCAAGUGCCAUUGGCAGCCAUUGUUGAUAAAUUGACUGGAAAUGCGCCUGCUGCCUUGGAUUAUAUUGGAGGUGCUGCCAUCAUGCUUGGUUUCACGGGUAUCAACAUCCCUUCGGAUGUUUUUGCCGGAGCUAAAGAAGCAGACAUUAAAUUGGAGAAAAUCCUUGACGAAGACUACUCCCUCGGUAAGUCCCUCUCCGACAAACACAUCGUCCAGCUGGCAUCCAGGGGCGACCACUCCAACGCCGUCAAUGUCGUUCUAACGGCGAGCGAUGUCACCGUCAACGGCUUCUGCCUCAACCGCUGCGGGACCCAUGGCUCCAGCAUUGCCCCCAAGAGUUAUUCCAAGUUCGCCUACAUAUGGGUUGGCAACUCUGAGACCCAGUGCCCCGGGUACUGCGCCUGGCCUUUCCACCAGCCCACUUACGGCCCACAGAGCCCGCCAUUGGUUGCGCCCAACAACGAUGUUGGCCUCGACGGUAUAGUCAUGACCUUGAGUGGGCUUCUGGCGGGCACCGCCACCAAUCCCUUCGGGAAUGGGUACUAUCAGGGCUCGGCCGAGGCCCCACUGGAAGCCGCAACGGCCUGCCCUGGAGUUUACGGGAAAGGGGCCUACCCGGGCUACGCCGGGGACCUAUUGGUGGACCCAGCCACAGGGGCCAGCUACAAUGCCCAUGGCGCCAACGGCCGCAAGUACUUGCUCCCUGCCAUAUACGAUCCCACCACUUCCAAAUGUUCCACACUCGUCUAA